CUCGGGACUAUUUUAGUAGCGGGAUUAUUCCCCCUUCUCAUGAUGCCGUGUUUCGUCUGCGGCGAAGAUUCAUCUGAGUGGAGCAUUGGGAUUUACUAUGGUUCGAUCAUGAUCCUACACAACAUUGGCUGGGCUUUAUCACAAGUUACUCAUCUGGCGCUAAUACCGGAGAUCGCUAAAAGACCCAGUGAAAUGGUGGAACUACACGGCUUAAGAUCCGGUUUUACAUUUCUCAGCGGCAUCUUUGUGUAUGCCAUAACUUGGAUUGUCCUUAGAACUGAUGACGGAGAUGAGAAGAUUUCUUACAGUCAGUGGAAAGACUUUAUGAAAAUAUCAUUGAUUGUGGUAGGGACAGGUUGUUUUUUUGCGUUAAUUUUUCACCUGGGGACCAAAGAGCCCCCUGCCGCUGUGGAAAACAGAAAAGGUCCUUUUAGCAGCUUCAUGUGGGGAGAGAAACGGAGAAUUCUAAGCGGCACUCUGUCUAUCCCUGAUAAAACACCUGGGGUGUUCUCUAUGUACAAAGAAAAAGAACUCGGUCAAGUUCCUGAGGAGAACUGGGUACAGACUGAAGCCACGCCCAAGGAACUCAAACAAGAGGAACAUGAAGAUAUUGAAGAUCUGGAAACUUCUCAGGAGAAGGCGGGUACUGACUCGCGCCAAAAAAGAGACAUAGAAGUACGCGUGGCUGAUUUGAGGAAAAGCACGGGUGGUAAUGAAUUUAGCUUUGCAAAUCCGGCCUUUUGUACCAAUGAAAAGUUAGACUUUGACCGUGAAAAAAUUGCUGAGGAUUCUAGUGAAAAUUCUGGCAUUCAAACGCAAGAAAAACAUGGGAUAACAAACGAAUUUAGUUUCUCAAAUCCUGCCUUUUUAAGCGAGGAUAAACAAAGCGACAGCAAUGUAACGAGUCCGCCAGAAACAAAUCAAGUGGGGGGCGGGGAUCGAAAUGAUGUAAUGGCUGAAAGUCAGAGUAACAGAUCUGAUUGUAGCGACGCCAGCGAAGGGUAUGCCUCAUCGCCUGAAAACAAUCCUGAUGAUUACAUCAAAAGUCCCCAUACAACGACAAUCCUUGAGAUAGAAAAGCCGGACUUUACCGAACAGGAUGAGACUGCAAUUGAAUCCAACUCUUCCUACGUUGCACCCAGGUCUCUCUCGUCCUAUAGCAGCCGCGGAGGCUUGCUUUCCAAGACGACUGAUGCGAGUUUCAGUGGAGAUAGUGUUAUAAUAGAGAUAUUGAAUGAUCAUGGAUCGGAGGGUAGUAAAACCAAUAAGAGCUGGUCUUAUUGGUUCAAGACUCCACUUUUCUAUAAGAUAUCUUUUGCCUUCAUGUGCGCACGCCUCGUUCAAGUACUCAGCUCCUCCUAUGUUCCACUCUAUUUGACGGAAACCCUUGGAUUUGAGAAGGCAUCCAUCGCUUAUUUUCCUUUGGUGAUCUUGAUCAGUAGUGUAAUUUCGAGCCUAGCUGCAAAGAAACUUGACAAAAUGCUGGGAGAAAAAUGGACGUACUGCUUAGCCGCCUCUCUGGUGGUAGGAUCCUCAGCUUGGUUUUAUCUUCAAGGUGAAUCAGGAAAAAACGCUGCCUACUGCGCCGCAAUCCUUGUAGGAUGCGGUAGUUCUGUGAUGUAUGUGACGUCUUUGGCUCUGGCUGGAAAACUGGUUGGAGACAAUAAAGAGUCCGGUGCAUUUGUCUUCGCGUCCAUGUGCAUUCUAGCCAAGGUGGCUUGUGGGACCUCUAUUUUAGUUAUUCAAGAAUUGUUUCCUACCGACGGAGGCACCGCUGAAUAUGUCCGUUACGCGUUCUCUGUGGUACCAGGCACUGCGUCAUUUCUGGGUUUCUUAGCUGUGAUUGCUUUCCUUCCAGCCACUAUGAAGUGCAAGAAAGUAGUUGACACCGCCGACUGCUCAGUACAGACAGAAGACAUCACAAAAAUCCCUUAUACUUACGAAAACCGCGCUACAAUGGGUGAUCUCGAUGGGGACUACAAGGAGGACGAGUUUGUUACAGAUGACGGCGAUAAAGCUCGUGCUGUAUGUUAAGAGGGAAAGGAUUAAAGUAAAUGCAAAGAAGGAGGGGAAAUGGAAGAGAACUCUAGAACAAUUUAGUUCGAAAUCUAGCGUCUCUGAGGAUCUUAUCUUUAGAAAACGUUGUGGAAAUGAUUUACAUUCAGAAAGAUACUAGAUUAACUAUUUUAGAAUUGAGCAAGCUUCAAUUAUUUUACUUGGAAGUUGUUCCACACUCUCUAUGGAGGUGAAUGGUACUUGCGAAUCACUUUCCGAACUAGCCAAUCAGCGCGCGCGAAAAGCACUAUGAUAGGUUGCUUUGUUGUAUGUAAAACGUACCUCAUGUAAAUAAACAGCUGAGUAAGGAGUAAUUUUUUUUUCAAUCACGUUGUCGCCUUUCUCGUUUCUUUUCGUCGUCGUUGGCUCGGCGAGACCUUGUAAUAGCCCUUUGUGCUCUUUUUUGCUAGUUUACAUGACAAGCGCGUUAUAUUAUGAAAGUUUUCUAAUCUUUUUCGUUUCUUUUCAUCGUCGUUGUUAUCAUCAUCGUCAUCGCCAUCG
Messenger RNA from Stylophora pistillata, 2556 nucleotides. Its product is annotated as major facilitator superfamily domain-containing protein 12. Gene Ontology annotation, molecular function: symporter activity. Lineage: Eukaryota; Metazoa; Cnidaria; Anthozoa; Scleractinia; Pocilloporidae. The record is from RefSeq and is a predicted model, not a curated record. Gene Ontology annotation, cellular component: plasma membrane. Gene Ontology annotation, biological process: carbohydrate transport; transmembrane transport.